UCUGCCCUCACCCAAAAUGGCCGCGGCCGCGUCCGUCCAUCCCUGAGGCGGGACCAGCGCUGAGGGCGCGGAACGCGGAGGCGGCCGCGGGUCCCUUUAGAACGCGGCUGGAGCCCGGGCAGCGAGGUUUCAUGAGUCAAACUGGGCUGUUGGGAGUUUCUUUUGAAGAUGUACAUGUUGGUUGAAAAACGCACAAAUUCCCAUCUUCAUCUAAAGAGGUCACCUGGCAUCCGAUCCUGGUCUCUCUGUGUUGGAAUAGCCUCCAUAGGUUUGGCUGCUGCUUAUUAUAGUGCAGACAGCUUGGCAUGGAAGCUCUUUUACAUGGCUGGGUGUUUCUUUGUGGCAGCCCAGAAUCUGGAGCAGUGGGAGGAAGCUGUAUUUGAUAAGAACAAGGGAACAAUCUGCCUAAAAACAUUCAACCUCUACAAAAAAAUACUGACUUUGUCAAAAGGAGGCAAUGAACAAGUGGUGGCUGUGCUGAACGAGAUCCGCGAUGUGAACGUGGAGGAGGAGACCGUGCGCUAUUUUGGGAAGGGUUACCUGGUUGUGCUGCGCUUUGUCACUGGAUUCUCACACCCGCUCACCCAGAGUGCAGUGCUGGGCUGCAGAAGUGAUGUGGAAGCAGUUGCCAAACUCAUUACGAGUUUUCUGGAACUGGACAGAGUGGAGACCCCACAAGAUUUCUCCCAGAGCAGCGAAACAGAGGCAAGUGAUGCAGAUGAACCACAGGUUAAAUAGUGAUAUUCAUUGUGAACUGAAGCAAGCAGAAGCUUUCACACAUCUGGAAAAUAUUCUAAUAGCUCUUCAAGAAAAGAAAUCCCUCACAGCCUUGAUCUGGGCAUUUCUCAACACGUGCAUUUACAAUGAGUGGAAUCUGUCUUAGGGCACACUGUUUAGUGCUAAACUGCUUCAGGACCCUGCAUGUGGACACUGCUGGCUUUUGAACUUUGUCAGUUUAUCAAACUUGUCUAGGAAUAGUUAUUUAUUAAUGAAUCGUUUUGAAAUAAUUGCUUUUCCAUUAAUGAAGUGAAGAUACAGAUGUGAACUUCUGCUUACUGCAAACAUUUGCUGCAGGUACGGUAUAUGCAAUGUAGAAGAGUUGAAUUUGUAACUCAUAACACAAUACUUUGAGGUUUCCCUUUCAAUAUAUGCAAUUAGGAGAUGCAGAGUAGUGGCACUUUUAUGUUCUCUACUACUGACUUCCCACUGGGUAUCUGUGGAAAUUAAAGUCUGAGUGCCUCUUGGAAUUCUAAACAUCAGGUUGAUCAACCUGUAACGGUGUCUUAUCUCAGAUUCACCAAGAAGCCAUAAAUAGCAAAGGAAAAAUGAUCAUGAUGAAACAUAUUUGGGAUGUUCUACCUUAAUCUUGCUCUGCUUAACUUCUGGGCAGGACAGAACAAUCUUUUUCUCAACCUCAAUGUUUACUUUUUAAGCUGUGUGUUUAGAAAGGAAGAAGGGACACGUGUUACUUUAGGUAGGGAGAAGACUGAUGUCAAACAAGGUGGUAGCCUAGAGUUGUUGAGUAUUUCCUCACUUGAAAUGAUACCGAAGUGCUAAAUAAUAACUUUUUUAAGGUAGCUGGCAUAGAUUAAAUGUUUGACUUGUACCUGUUUUACUCCAGGUGUCUGGUGUCCUCUGUUCUGAAUGGUUUCACAAAUAGUUAAAAUACAAAAUUUUUCAAGAUACUUCUGAAGUAAAAGCUACCUCUCUUAGUCAAAAUAUUCUGUCUAGAACUAGAACUCCAUCAUGCUUACAUUAACAUGUCAGUACAAGAAAAAAUUGUAAAAAGCUGCAAGUUCCUUCAGCAUGCUACAGCUGCUUGUACUGAAGUUCACUAUGUUUUAUUUAGGAAUCUUAGGGUCUUUAGACCUGAUUUAGAAAAUAUUUACACGGUUACAUCUAGGAGAUCUGAACAGGGUACAAGGUAACUGUGUUGUCUGCUUUCACCGUUGGCAAGCAGCAAAUGUCUCCUAGAAGGAGUUUCUUUAAGAUUUAAGGAUUUGAGAGCCUAUUCUUGUUUCCAAUCACUCUACCUCUACAGAGAGAAAGCUCUGAAAAGUUUUUGGUGGAAACCUCAUUCUGUUCUGUGUUCCAAUUUGGUCUGAAGCUGAGCACCUGCUCAUGAAGGAACAGAUUUCCCUUCCAGACACUCAGGCUAGGAUGUGAGCAGAGAGGCAGAGGCUGGUACUGUCAGUGGAAAGUACUCACACUGCAGCAGGGACAUGGCUGUUGACGUAGCUUGCCUGCAGCACAGAACCAGGUCUGUUUUCUUUAAAUAAGAUAAAAAACUUGUAAUCACAUCAGGUACCAGUACAGACCUCUGCCAAUACACAUUCCUGAAAGUGCUCUGAGUGUUGGGGUAAUCAUGGGACUUUCUGUGCCUACCCCACUCCACUGGAACUGGGAAGCUGCUCUGUAUGAACGUGGGAAAAUUAGGUUGGAGGCAAUUAGCUAAAUUUGCAUUUAUUCUUUAAGCACAGCUGUAAGCUAAGCAUAAUCAGCAAACCUGUUUAAAAAAUAUUGCAGGGUGUAACACUUUGUAUACAGAGUUCCUCAUUUAAAUCCACUGGAUGUGUACCCCAGGUGAUGCUCAUUUUACAGAGAGGAGAAUGAGAUUGGGGAUUUGGAGGACUCUUUUCCCCCCACCCCCCACAGCAUAAAAUGAGAAUGGUGAGUGUUCUAAGGACUUCCAGUAGGAAUUACUGUCCUAGAGUACAUAAUGGUACAAUGUAAGCACAAGGACUCAGCCUGUGGUAGCUGCUGCUUUAUAUCAAGGAUAUUCAGAGGGCAUUCAUGGUGUGCAUUGCACUUACUCUGAGCCCGAGGAGUGGACCAUGAUAAAAACAAAAAACUACCUGCCUUCAGUCUCAGCUCUACUGGUUUUCAUUUGUAUUCCCAUGAGGACUGACAUUCCAUGGAAUAUCUAAACCACGCUGUAGUUCUCCAGUUUAAAAUCGGCUUUUGAGAGGUACAUCUGUUGGUCUGACCCUGCACUGCAUCCUGUGUUCUGCUUCUGCUGAGCUGUAGUGCAUCCAGCUUGCUGUGCAUUAAAGGUGAUAGUCAUGUCUGUACUUACAGACUUUGCCAUAUCUUAUACAAAGACUAAAACAACAGAAGGAGAAUUCACAAUCUAUAGAAAGGGGAAUGACCUAUAGUAAGGUACAAUGUAACUUGAAAUACAUCUUGUGGAGUAAGUUGCAUGUUGGGUUGAUGUCAGUGAUCACCUCUUUAGAGGUGUUUUCCAGUAUCCUCCUCACUCCUCAUUAUCCUGCUGUGUGAGGCAGGAGAGGGAUGGCUGCUGCCAUGCACUGUGUGUCUAGGAGGAAUAUUUUGUCUCCUCAGCCUUUCCCUUGGCGCAGCUGGUGCCAUCCUCUCAUGCCAUUUCCAUUUUGCAUUUGGCAGCUGUCACUGUACUAACAGGUACAGUUUCAGUGGGAACCUGUGUUCUGUAGCCUGAGCUAACAGUUUGGCCCUGAGGACAUUGUGCCAGGCUGUGGGUGCUGCCUGUGGGGAUGUGUCAGGCACUGCUGGCUGAUUCACCCGGCCUGUGUGAUCUGUCUGAGCCCCUGAGCUUGGCAGUGGGACACUGCACCAGUGUUAGCACAGGCUGAGGGGGUUUUCUCUUGUAUUUCUCUUGAUCCACAUCUGGAGCUUCUUGUCCCCAAAAACUUCAUCAUUUAUAGUUGGAAGACAUGGCCAGAUGCAGUGCAGUAACUGUGCAUGUAGAAUUAAUUCAGAAUUGCCAUGCACAUGGAUUUGGUAAUGGCAAUGUCUGUGCACUCCUCAGAAAUGGGAUCAGCUUGAAGAACUGUGGAAAGCAGGUACUAACUCAGGACAGGUUCCACUCUUCCCUCUUUGGAUGAGUCCUGUCUCAUCCUCCUUUUCUGCCACUUCUCACCAUUCUGCUGAAGGCAUUCCUGGAUGGUUUUCCUCACUUCCCUUGGGCCCAGCAGUCAAAAGCCCAGUAAACAGAGCCUUUUAUGUGCUUGGUGUCAAGUGACUUGGACUCAAAGGCAUGAUGUGAAAGAUUAGUUUUGGUUAGAAAAUUAGGUACUCCUAGAAGACUGUUACAGAUGUAGUCAUUGACUUUUGCAUCUCAGGCUAUCUAGAGACUUGUGCCUGGAGAGCUGUAGUUUGCAUGACUUACAAAUGAUUUAAAAACCUGCACAGCAGACCUUAGGUUAGAUCUAGCACCCUGACCCCUAAAACCAAGCCCUUUUGUCAUGUCCUUUCCUGUAAUUGUAUGGUGUCAUUUAGCAGAUGCUUCAGCUCGUGCUUGAGCAGCACAGGCAGCUCCUUGCAUGGCUGUGGUGGGAUGGGGUUGGGGCUGUGGCUGCUGCAGCGAGCAAAAGCCAGAGUGCAUCUGUGCAGAGGGAGAGCACUGCUUUGUGUAAGGUGUAACCUCAUACCCCACUGCUUCACAAUGAAACAUUCCAUACCUGCCAUCAACUGUGCAAGUCUCAAAGAAAAUCCAAAUAUUUAUAGUUGAGAUCUGACUCUCGGGCUGCAUUUAUGAAGUUACACAGAUAGCAAAACCUCAGUUGGCUCACAU
This is a messenger RNA of Poecile atricapillus (Black-capped chickadee), 4552 nucleotides long. RefSeq names its product cytochrome b-245 chaperone 1. The record is from RefSeq and is a predicted model, not a curated record. The transcript is spliced from 7 exons. NCBI's taxonomy places the organism in Eukaryota, Metazoa, Chordata, Aves, Passeriformes, Paridae. The coding region runs from base 169 to 738 and encodes 189 amino acids.